AUUUAUUUAUUUUUUUGUGAAAAAAUGUCAUCAAUUUUGGAAUUAAUAUUAGAUGAACCCAAUGGACAACAGUGUUUGCAUGUAAACAAUUAUAAUACUAGUUGGGAAAAAUGCAAUUUUACCAGCAAUAGUGCUAACUGUAAAUACGAUGGCAUUAUCUAUGAUUUUACCAAAAUGGUAUAUUGCGAUAUCGGCGACGACUAUCGGGCCGCCUCAGUAUGCGUACUAUUGGCAGUCCUACUAUUCCUGUUUCUGGCAAUGGGAACGGUAGCUGAUGAAUUUUUAUGUCCGUCACUAUUGACUGUAUCUAAAACAUUACGACUGCCCGAUAACAUAGCGGGGGUCACAUUUCUGGCCUUCGGUAACGGUGCUCCCGAUAUAUUUUCGGCCAUCAGCGGCGUUACCGAUGCUAAGCCGACACUAAUAUUUUCGGGACUUUUCGGCGCCGGCAUAUUUGUAACUACCGUAGUGGCCGGCAGUGUCCUAUUGACCGGCGAGUUUGAGGUCAUGCAGAGGCCAUUGAUGAGAGACAUUGCCUUCUAUAUUGGAGCGACGUUUAUGGUCUGGUUUAUCAUAUGGAAGACACAUAUCUAUUUGAAAAAUGCAAUCACACUGGUUGUCGUCUAUGUUUGCUAUAUCGGUGUAGUCAUAAUUGGCCGCUAUUUUUAUAUGAAAACCAAAAAAGCCAGAAAAGUAGCCGAAGCUAAAAAACAGACGAAAACUAUUACGAAAACAAUUAUUCAGAUCAACGAUACCGUCGCCGCCGCCGAUGAUGAUAAUGAUGUCGACACCAAUUCAACUGAUAUCAGUGUAAUCAGCGAUAGUAUUGAUGAUAACGGAGGUGACGGCAGUGGUGGUGCCGGUGCUGGUGUUGAUCCCGAAGCCGGUAUCGACUUUAAGCGUACUAAACGAUUGACAACCAAAAGGCAACGCUCCCAGAGCUUGGAGUCGGAACAGGAUGUUGUACUAACACGUUUCUAUAGGAAAGGUACAAUGAGGACACCCCGACACAGUAGGACCAACUCGUUUGCCAAACAUCUGGCCCAUCAUCACCAUGAAAACAUGUUGGCAGCCAUACAACGAAACUAUGAUAACCAAUACAAUCGCAAAUUGGAUACCAACACAACAUCCCAGUCCCAGUCCCUGGCUAUCCCUACAUACGAGUCCUCUACCAGCAAAGUAACAUUCCGUUCCCAAAUAUCAACCAUAUCUGUCGCUUCCAUAAUAUCAAUGGAAACCCUUUCACGAGCGCUGACCGAAUCACGUGAACUACUCCUACAUCUAUCGCCUAUAGACUUGAUUGAAUGGCCCGACUAUCGAUGGUAUAGGAAACUACUGGAGUGUGUCAAAGCACUGCCCUAUUUUGUUAUGACACUAUGUAUACCGGUUGUCGAUUUGGAAAGUCCUAAAGAUAAUUGGUGUCGACUCCUAACAUGUAUUAAUAUAAUAUUUGCACCGCAAGUGGCACUGUUUUUUCUGGGAUAUAUUGACGACUAUAUUAUACCAUCGUUUCCCAUAUGGUCGCUAACACUGGUCCUAUCGCUAAUAGUCGCGGCCAUUGUCUACCUGACCUCAACACCCGAGUCGCCGCCCCGUUAUAAUCGGGUAUUCGGUUUUGUCGGGUUCGGCGUAUCGGUUAUAUUUAUCAAUGCCAUUGCCAACGAAGUUAUCAAUGUAUUGGAAACCCUGGGUAUUAUGUUCAACUUGAGCGAUGCCAUACUAGGCCUGACCAUACUGGCCUGGGGUAACAGUCUGGGAGAUUUAAUAUCGGAUAUAUCAAUGGCCAGACACGGCUAUCCAGGUAUCGGCAUAUCUGCAUGUUUUGGUGGACCACUACUUAAUCUGUUACUUGGUUUGGGUAUCCCCUACACUAUAAUGCUGGUCGACGAGCCUGAGGACGGUAUUGAGCUUGUAUACAAUCGUAUGGUAACCCUAUUGUACACAACAAUAUCCAUUAGUCUAAUAUCAUCUCUAAGUCUAUUUAUAUGCAAUAGAUUUCGGGCAAAAAAAUUUCACGGAAUUUAUUUGAUUUCAAUUUAUUUUAUUUAUGUUGUAUUUGCUAUACUAAUUGAAUCUGAGAUACUUUAAGAUAAUAAUAAUAA
Oppia nitens is the source of this 2102-nucleotide messenger RNA. Its product is annotated as mitochondrial sodium/calcium exchanger protein-like. Gene Ontology annotation, biological process: monoatomic cation transport; intracellular calcium ion homeostasis; transmembrane transport. The coding region runs from base 25 to 2088 and encodes 687 amino acids. Gene Ontology annotation, molecular function: calcium:sodium antiporter activity. The record is from RefSeq and is a predicted model, not a curated record. NCBI's taxonomy places the organism in Eukaryota, Metazoa, Arthropoda, Arachnida, Sarcoptiformes, Oppiidae. Gene Ontology annotation, cellular component: membrane. The transcript has 11 exons.